Molecule: messenger RNA, 3441 nt
Organism: Leptinotarsa decemlineata (Colorado potato beetle)
Lineage: Eukaryota; Metazoa; Arthropoda; Insecta; Coleoptera; Chrysomelidae
Product: casein kinase I gish
Biological process (GO): protein phosphorylation
Molecular function (GO): ATP binding; protein serine/threonine kinase activity
Source: RefSeq, a predicted model, not a curated record
UUCCGAAAAUAAUAGAUGGAUGUCAAUUUUUAUCUUAGGAACUAGGAUUACUGAGACCUUAAACUGAACAAUUUUUAGAAUUCUUUGUUUCAGGUACAUAAGUGUUGACUGCGCUUUGCUUGGGCACCUUCUUUUAUUUAGAGAAUGUAAAUAAGAUAAACCAACCAAGUAUCUUUCCUUACAAGAAUAUUUUUUGGAGUUUGCAUCUUUUUUCCAAAUGUUAACCUCUUCUCAAACUAUUAUAGUUUACCAAAAUUUUCAUUGUUGAAAUAACUGUGAUAAUACAAAAUGUGAUGUAAAUGUUAUUUUAUGGCAAAAAAACUGCUCCUCGAACAUUUUCCCAAGUACUUUGUUGCAUAGAACACACAUAGUAGUACUUCUCGCUUGAAGAAUAUCACGAUGGACAAAGCAGACCAGAAACAAAAAAAUUCAAAACGCCACGGCACAACUGAUAGUCACAACACCCGGCACAGUGUAAAUUCUAGUUCUGGGGUUUUAAUGGUAGGCCCAAACUUUCGCGUAGGUAAGAAAAUUGGCUGUGGUAAUUUCGGUGAACUCCGGCUAGGAAAAAACUUGUACAAUAACGAACAUGUCGCCAUAAAAAUGGAGCCCAUGAAGUCCAAAGCACCCCAGUUGCAUUUGGAGUAUAGAUUCUACAAACUGCUGGGCAGUCACGAAGGGGUACCAGAUGUAUAUUAUUUCGGGCCUUGUGGAAAGUAUAACGCAUUAGUCAUGGAGUUGUUGGGGCCAAGCCUGGAAGACUUAUUUGACAUUUGUGAUCGAAAAUUCUCGCUCAAGACUGUCCUGAUGAUCGCAAUACAACUAUUACACCGCAUAGAAUAUGUUCAUUCUAGGCACCUUAUUUACAGAGACGUUAAGCCCGAGAACUUUCUUAUUGGACGUAGCAGCACUAAAAGAGAGAAAAUUAUCCAUAUUAUUGACUUUGGGCUAGCCAAGGAAUAUAUCGAACUUGAAACUAAUAAGCAUAUUCCUUAUAGAGAACACAAAUCAUUGACUGGCACUGCUCGGUAUAUGUCAAUAAACACACACUUAGGCAAAGAACAAUCCAGAAGAGAUGAUCUCGAGGCACUUGGCCACAUGUUCAUGUACUUUCUCAGAGGUUCCUUGCCCUGGCAAGGGCUGAAAGCAGACACCUUGAAGGAGCGCUACCAAAAAAUCGGGGAUACAAAACGGGCUACUCCCAUAGACACUCUUUGCGAAGGCCACCCUGAGGAGAUGACGACAUACUUGAGAUACGUCAGAAGACUGGACUUUUUCGAAACCCCCGACUAUGAAUAUUUGAGAAACCUUUUCAUUUCUUUGUUCAACAAGAAAAAUUACACUGACGAUGGAGAGUUUGACUGGUCGGGUAAGACGAUGACUACUCCCGUAGGAUCUCUUCAAACGAAUGCUCACGAGGUGAUCGUCUCGCCGAACAGGGAUCGACAUGCAAUAGCCAAGAACAAAACAAAUGUCUGGCCCGAGGCUUCGAAGCAAAGCACUUUGGGCAACCUGACCCCGGCCGAUCGACACGGGUCCGUCCAAGUAGUUAGCUCAACCAACGGAGAACUGAAUACGGACGACCCCACCGCCGGACACAGCAAUACUCCCAUCACACAACCGCACGAAGUAGAAAUGGUGGACGAGACCAAGUGCUGCGGCUUCUUCAAGAGAAAGAAGAAGAAAAACAUCCGUUCAAAAUGACUGCAGUACAGCGAGACAGAUCAGCAGCUGGUACUACUGCCGUGCGGUCGUAGCAGUGCUGCCACUUUCAAGUGACUAGUGUGACGACCAAUGUCGAACUAAUCUUUUAGCUUUAGUUUAGCCCUUAUUAAAAGUAAGUUUAAGUCGUACCAUAUCUGUGAGUGUCUAAAUGAGCCUUACUCGUUUUGCAGAGUACUGAUGAUCAACUUGAGGGGUAUACUUUGUGCAACUCUGUUUGAUAUUUGCGCUUAGUCUUGCAUCAGUUUCGAUUGGAUGACUCUCAACAUAAAGGGCUUUUUUUUGUAAACUCUGUAAAGUGAUGAAAUCAGUUGAUACUUGAUGAAAGUGUUUAAUAGACUUGAUUGUGAGAAUUUUGUUAAACUGUUUACAAAAGUGCAAUAUGUUUCACUAUAUUUAUUCAUUCAUAUCAUACUUUGGUAUACUGGAUAUAUGUGUUAUAUCAUAGUAAAGCAAAAACAAAAUAAAACUACAGAACUUUACAAGAAAAAUGAUAAUACUUUUUUGUCCAAAAUUAUCAUCUCAUUUACAAAGUGGUCUACAAUUAUGAAAAGUUAUAAAUAUAUUCACAAUAAAAAAUACAGAUGUAAAUAUGUAAAAUAAAGGUUCAUCACAGAAAAUUGAACAGAAAUAACAUCGGUCACUAUAAGUAAUGUUUGACAUUCUUUCCGAAAUGGUCAAUUUAUGGAUACAUUAAUCCUGUUACUUGAUGGAAAAAUUAAUAACACUAUCCAUGAUAAUAAUAUAUAAUUUCCAUAUUAAUAAAUUCAAUCAAGACACAUUUCACUACACGGUAGCUUCAUCAGUUGAACUGGUGUCCAACUGAUGGUGAUUGGAAAGUGAUAGAUAACUAAGUCAUAUUGAGCUUUAUUUUUAUGUACUAGAUUUAUAAGAUAAAAAACUAAUGGGGCAGAAUUUAUGGAAUACUUUUGAUCAUACUUAGAAAAUUUAUCAAUGGCAUGGUAAUCAAAAAAAGCUUUGUUGCUAUCAAGAACCUGCUAGAAGUCAAGAGACAGUAUCGUGUAAAAAAUCAUCAUGACUACAUUUGCAAGUUUAUAUUCUUCACCUUUGUAUGAAAAACUUCCUUGACUCGAUUUUCCUAAUAACGACAAUUUGUUGUAACAGUUUAUUGCAUCUGAAAUGAUCCGUUCUAUGCGAGAUUACCAUGAUGCUUGUCUCUAAGGUAAUUAUUCUAAUUUUUGUUGAAUAUAUUGAUAUUUUCAUGUGUAAAAAGUGACACAUUUCGAAAUAUAUAUGGAAAGUGAAGUCAAGAAUCUCAACCUUGAGAAAAUUGGUCUGAAAUCAUUUCAAAAAUCCAUGCGAAAUAUCAAUCUCAUUAGUCUGUUCUGAGCAAAAAAUAACAUGGGAACCCCCUAGCACAAACCUAUAUUGCGAUUUUCAAGCAGAUGUGGGUGUAAACCAUAGAGAAGUAGACUUUUUUCAAUUGUUUCAUUGAGCUUCAUGCAGACUUUUUGAAUGGAACAACUCCAGUUUAGAUUUUCGUUCAAGGACGUUCUUUGGAUGAGCAUUCAUUGUGCAUAUAUUUCACUAACGCUUCUUCAGGCGAAUUGAACUCAUCUAAAGAAGUUACUAUAGAAAAACACAUUUUGCAAUUUUGUGAACUUUCUAGUUGAAAUCUCACAACUAAGUGUAUCAAAUACGUUUUAAAAUUUCAUUGAUGACCAGUUGAUUAUUUGAGAUUGCAAUAAACAAUUACAU